Acanthocheilonema viteae is the source of this 3531-nucleotide messenger RNA. NCBI's taxonomy places the organism in Eukaryota, Metazoa, Nematoda, Chromadorea, Rhabditida, Onchocercidae. The record is from the annotation of a GenBank genome assembly.
AUGACUGUUUCUAAUACAUUUGAUCCAGCUGGGAUAUUCGAAUUAAUCGAAGUAGUUGGUAAUGGCACAUAUGGCCAAGUUUACAAGGGAAGACAUGUUAAAACUUCACAGUUGGCCGCCAUAAAAAUUAUGAAUAUCAAUGAGGAUGAGGAAGAAGAAAUCAAGAUGGAGAUCAACAUGUUAAAAAAGUAUUCGCAUCAUCGCAAUAUUGCUACUUAUUAUGGAGCUUUUAUAAAGAAACUGCCUUCGUCUACAGGAAAAUUAGAUCAACUGUGGUUGGUGAUGGAAUUCUGUGGUAGUGGUUCGGUGACGGAUCUUGUCAAAAGCACUAAAGGCAAUUCACUUAAAGAAGAUUGGAUAGCUUACAUAUGCCGUGAAAUUCUCAGGGGUCUAUAUCAUUUACAUCAAAAUAAAGUCAUUCAUCGUGAUAUCAAAGGACAAAAUGUUCUACUUACUGAUAGUGGUGAAGUUAAAUUGGUUGAUUUUGGUGUGAGUGCUCAAUUAGAUAGGACAGUUGGUCGCAGGAAUACAUUUAUAGGAACUCCUUAUUGGAUGGCACCGGAAGUGAUAGCUUGCGAUGAAAAUCCAGAUGCAACGUACGAUUCUCGAAGCGAUUUAUGGUCAUUAGGAAUUACAGCUUUGGAAAUGGCAGAAGGCCAUCCGCCACUAGUUGAUAUGCAUCCCAUGAGAGCACUAUUUCUUAUUCCUCGGAAUGCGCCACCACGAUUGAAACGAGGCAAAAAAUGGUCGAAAAAAUUCGAUUCUUUCAUCGAAACAGUGCUGGUAAAAGAUUAUCAUCAGCGUCCGUACACAGAUCAACUUUUGAGGCAUCCAUUUAUUCGAGAACAACCACCUGAACGACAGACACGUAUAGCAAUCAAGGAUCAUCAGGAUAGACACCGCAGGAUCAUCACUAAAAAAGAUGAAACAGAAUAUGAAUAUUCGGGAAGUGAUGAUGAUGAAAAUCAUGGACAAGUGGGUAAACCUCUUGACGUAGAUGCAGAAUUAGCUGGCGUAGUACAGUCAACACAGGACAACACUUUGCGGAAAGGUUUUCAACGCUUGCAAGAAAAUAAUAAGAACAUGUUCGAGCACUCACCGUCACAACCGAUCAGACAACGUUCUGCUCUUGCUGGACCUAUCGUUUUACCAACGGGGCAGCAUCAUCACAUUUCACAGCAUCAACAAAAACAUCCAUCCACUUCUCAAGCAUUUCAACGCAAUCCCAGAUUUGGUGUCGAUGAUUCUCGAGAGCAUGUCAAAUUGCGACAGCAGCAGGUAGAUCCACGCUUGGCUCUGAAUGGUUUAGGCCAUCAGCGUCACGGCGAUCAUAACCGACGAUCACAGCGACCUCUUUCUCAUCACCAAGCAUUUCAGCGUGGUAUAUCACCACAUCAUGCAAGUGCUUUAAUGCCCCAACCGAAUCAUCCUGCUGCUCCACAUCUUGCUGAUCUUGCUAACUACGACCGGAAACGUCGCAGCGAGAAGGAAGCAGCACGGGUGGCAUCUGAACAGCGACGUGAUAGAAGUGCUGCGUCACAUGAUCAGGUUCGUGAUAUGUCUCGGGAGCUAAAGAAUCCUUCACAUAUUGCCCGUGUAAGUGCCUCACUAGCCGCUUCAACACCCGUACGAAAGCUGAGCGAACCGGUUUUGAAUGGCAAAGCUGAAAAUCAAGAUUUGGAUGUGUUAGCAAAUGAGCUAACACGGAUGGGAAGACAUCAACAAAAUGGCAAUUACAGUCCACCACCACCUGCUCCACCACCGCGUGAUACAUCGAUAAUGAGUGCAGUAGAUGAAGCUAGCGGAUCUCAUGAUGGUACUCUUCUCGCUAGUGAACCUGCUCAUGGACAUCAUGAAAAUUUAAGCUUUACUCUCAUUAUUUUAUCCUUUUUUUCCUGGUCUGCAGUGCUGGAAGAAGGAACACUUCGUGGUCCGAAUAAGCCAUUACCGCCAACACCAACAGAUCAGUCUCCAGUAUCCGACAUUCCAGGCGACGAUGGAACUUUGCUUGCUUCUCACAAGAUAAAUGGCAGUAUAGAUCAUCGUCGCAGUAAUAGUGAUUCGUUGAGCAAAAAUCGACAGUCUCAAAUGGUGAAGGCAGCUUCAAUGCCCGAUCAAACAUCAACAGCAGCUGAGAUAAUUAUUGGUUCCGGCUCGAGCGGUAGUGAAGGCUCUGGAUCAUCACCUGAAGCAUCACCUUUUGAUGCUCGCAAAAGCAACAACCGAAUAUCCGGCUCGGCAGCAAGUGGAAAACGAUGUGGUGUUAUGCCGGAUUUGUUACCAAGAACACCCAUCGAACGUUCCACUCCAUUCUUCGUUUUUACGAAAGAUGGUAGUUCUCCAAGUAUUGAAUCACAAAGCGCUGAAGAGUAUCCUUCUGGCGUGAAUAGUUUACCAAGAGCGCAAGCACCUUUAGCAGCACGUGAUCGUGAAAAGUCAUUCGUUGCUUACUUUGGGGCAGGUAUGAGCGGAUCUGGUACAGUGAAUCGACCAGGAAGAGCACAAGAUACUAAUCAGGUACAAGUGAAUGUUAAUCCGAAUCCCGUUGCAGCAAGCAAUGGUUUACAUUCUGAUGGUGAUGCCCCUGAAAUUCGUAAAUACAAAAAAAAAUUUAGUGGUGAUAUUCUAUGUGCAGCACUUUGGGGAGUGAAUUUAUUAAUAGGAACCGACUCAGGUCUUAUGUUACUUGAUCGUAGUGGUCAGGGCAAAGUAUAUCAAUUGAUAACACGUCGACGCUUUGAACAAAUGACGGUGCUUGAAGGUCAAAAUAUACUCGUAACGAUAAGUGGACGAAAACGACGAAUACGUGUGUAUUAUUUGUCAUGGCUCAAACAAAAAAUUCUCCGAACUGAAGGUGUUAGUGGUGUUGAGUUGGAAAAAAGAAAUGGCUGGGUGAACGUUGGUGAUCUACAAGGUGCCGUACAUUUUAAAAUUGUUCGUUAUGAAAGGAUCAAAUUUCUUGUGGUGGGUCUUGAAAGUACGGUUGAGAUUUAUGCAUGGGCUCCGAAGCCUUACCACAAAUUUAUGGCAUUUAAGGCAUUUAGUCAGCUAACUCAUUUACCGCUUAUUGUUGAUUUAACAGUGGAAAAAAAUUCCCGUUUAAAAGUACUCUACGGUUCUCGUGAAGGAUUUCACGCUAUUGAUUUGGAUUCUGGUUCUAUUGAUGACAUUUAUACGCCUGCUAAUACGGAAACAGUAGUAACACCACACUGUAUAGUAAUACUGCCGAAUAGUAACGGGAUGCAACUGCUGCUGUGUUACAAUAAUGAAGGCGUUUAUGUUAGUACGUAUGGCAAAGCAACGAAAAGUGUCUUUCUGCAGUGGGGAGAAACGCCUUCUUCUGUAGCUUAUAUUUCCACGGGUCAGAUAAUGGGAUGGGGUAACAAAGCAAUAGAAAUCAGAUCUGUUGAUACCGGCCAUUUGGAUGGUGUUUUCAUGCACAAAAAGGCGCAGAAAUUGAAAUUUUUGUGUGAACGCAAUGAUAAAUUGCUAGUCGUAUCAAACUGCUCUGCACAUGCUGAUGAGGCGUAG